ACUAUUUAGUGCCACUCCUACCCAAAUGAAGUACGCAGUAAAAGCUUAUUGACUUAACUCCUGACUGAGAUCUCCCAGAGAGAGGAUCCCAACAACAGCAGAAAGUCUUCCUACCCACUGAUUCCUUCUCCAGAAAAAUUCAGACUUCAGUGAAGAUGACUGAUUCCAAGGAGCUCUCAUUCAUGCAAGUCCUACUGAUUGAAGUGACUGCAUUUUUCCUUCAAGCUGCCCUCCUCUUACUUCUUUACAUUUUACUCAGGAGGCAAAUUGCCAACUGCAUUCAAAUGGUGAAAGCUGCAAGCGCCCUGGUCCAGGAACUGAAGAAGCCAAAAAGUAAUACUGAGUCACCUGCCUCAGAAAAGACAAAGUGUAAAAGAAGUGCUCCAGCUUCCCAGAAUUAUAGGGACUCAAUGCAAAUGCCACAUUCUACAGGAGGACUUUCCCAGAAACUUGAACUGUUCCUGCCUUCCCCCAAAGAUGAUCUAUUCUACGAACGCCACAGUGGCAGUGAUUCCUCCUCAGAGAGCUCUGACAGCUCAGAAGGAUAUCCUUCAACUUCCACCAGCAAGGCACCCAGAGAUGUGAAUUACAGCACCCUGGUCUUUCCAGCCACUGAUUGCCAAAGGGCUUUGUCUCCUAAGAACUAUGAGAACACAAAGGCAGCCGGCGAUUAUGUCAAUGUGGAUCCCAAGAACUGUAAAAAGAAUGCCUGGAAUUUCAGUUACUCCUCUGAGCCAGUGGAAUACACAGAAGUGGCUAUGUGAAUUCUGACAACCAAAAGGGACUCGCUUCUCCACGGUCUUGGAUUUGAGUUAAAAGAAAAUAUCUUAAUAAUACAGAAAAUAUCUUAAUAAUAAUAUCUUAAUAAUAAUAGGGGACAGCUGGGUGACUCAAUAGAAUGAAAACCAGACUUAGAGACAGGAGGUCCUGGAUUCAAAUCUAGUCUCACAUUCCCUAGCUGUCACUUAACCCCCAUUGCCUUAGCCCUUACCCCCUUUGCCUUGAAACCAAUACAUAGUAUCAAUUCUAAGAUAGAAGGUAAGGGUUUAAAAAAUAAAUAACAUAACAAGAAGGAUUCUGGUUAGAGCUCAAAUAAAACUGUCAACAUGCUAAAACAGGGAAAAUUUUACUAAAGAAGAUAGAAUUCAUUCCAUUAAAUUCAAAGAGCACUUAUUAAGUACCUCCUAUAUACAGAAAACAGCUAGGUGCUGGGGAAAAUACAAAGUUUCACUGUCUUUAUCUAGCCUAAACUCUAGUAGGGAGAUGGGAUGCAUGCAGAGAUAACUAUACUAGACAAUGAUGCUAUUUAUCAAGAAGUCAAGCUGAGAAAACAAAGGACAAAGAAAAGCAAUGAGGGCCAGAAGCAUUUUUUUUAACGCAGAGAAGAGAACAGAAGGAAGGCCAGAAAGGAGCAUAGCCAAGGAGAACAGCUUUGAAAGCUAUAGGUUGGAUUUAUAUUGUAUAUCGAAAAAGAAAACCAAGUCUGCACAAUAGAGGUUCACAGUUCUGUGUUCAAUCUACCUUUUCUAGUCAUUAUAUAUAUAUAUAUGUGUGUGUGUGUGUAUGUAUGCAUAUAUAUAAUGAAAACAUGGUUUUUAUUUUUUGUUUGCUUGAAUUCAAAAUACAAAUAAAUAAUGCUUUUGAUGCUAGAUAAAUGUUUUUAUCAUUAAAAAAAACU
Molecule: messenger RNA, 1678 nt
Organism: Monodelphis domestica (gray short-tailed opossum)
Lineage: Eukaryota; Metazoa; Chordata; Mammalia; Didelphimorphia; Didelphidae
Gene: RHEX
Product: regulator of hemoglobinization and erythroid cell expansion
Cellular component (GO): plasma membrane
Source: RefSeq, a predicted model, not a curated record